Molecule: messenger RNA, 892 nt
Organism: Trichoderma atroviride IMI 206040
Lineage: Eukaryota; Fungi; Ascomycota; Sordariomycetes; Hypocreales; Hypocreaceae
Cellular component (GO): endoplasmic reticulum
Source: RefSeq, a predicted model, not a curated record
CCUUUUCUUUUCUUUUACUUUCCACGCUCCUUCACUAAUUCAUUCGCGCCAAUCUGUCCUAAACUUAUUGGAACAAGAAGAAUAAACCGUUCCGCAUACUUGACACGAUACCCUGAAAAACAUUCGCCGCCCUCCGUCCCCCUUCCAAUUUAAGUCUUGUAUAAGAAUCGCAUCACUCCCGUCCAAGCUUCUGGAACCACAAUCUGUACAGCUAGCUUCCAUAUUAUACUCUCACGACUUCGACCACCUUCAAUAACAACAAAUCACACUUACACACAAUCGCAAUGGCCCAAACCCUCGAGCAGCGACGGCGCAACGCCAAGUUCGUCAAGGACCAGGAAGCCCGCAGAGGCAAGUCCGAGGAGCAGAUCAAGAAGCGCACCAAGGAAGCUGCCAAGUCGCCCAUUUCCAUGUUCUGGCUCGUCAUCCUCGGUUUCGUCAUCUUUGGCGGACUUGUGUUCGAAGCCUUGUCGCGCUUCUUUGGCCUGUAAUUCAACAUUGGCCGUAGUCGAAUUCGAGUCGAGACAGAACACAAAGAAUCAAAAACGAAAGAAAAAAAUAUGUUUGAAAAUACGCUAGAACAGAGCAAAUGGGCUGGCCUUUCGGACAGCAGAAAGAGAGAGAGAGAGAUAGUGGAAGUCGGAGAGAGGAGAGACUGAGCGCGAGAGGCGAGGAUCCUUGGCGAACCAAAGAGGCCAUCAGUGUCAUGCUCAUCGCAGGCGCUGCUGUAACAUUGACAUUUCACCCGCGUAUCCUGCCCUUCUUGCAGCAUUCAUUUUCCUAGAGUUUUUAUAUCAUGGGGAUCUACGGCGCAUUGGCAUUGUACAUCCAGUAUUUAGGCGCUUUGAUAAGCGAGAGAAACAAGCAAAAGACAAAUUCAAUUCCAUUUGGU